GGUCUUCGUAGUACUGCGGUACAGGAUCAUACCGGUUAGCAGUCUCCAUUCGAGUGUACGAGGCGAGCGUUCUUUUAUACGCUCGCUAUCGACACUCUUCGUGCCAUAUGGCGCGGCGAGAGCGAGCCCCGGUACGGCGGAUGCGUCUUACAUUUGAUAACUACCGAGUCGUCCAACGUCUCAACUUGUAGCAAUCCCCAUUGCCACUAGUACUUGCUCAGAGCGCGUAUAACUUAUUCGCAGCUCUGAAAGACAAACCAAAUGCCGUGUACUCCAGUAGGAGUCGCGAAUACUUAAACUCGCCGACAACAUGCCGGCGAGUAUACUCUACUAGUAUCAACCGAUACGCCCGUGCUGUGGAGGGCUCCAUCCUAGGAUCAUCAUACGAGGUCGGGCACGCCCUGCGUUCUGCUUGCACUAUCGGUGGUAUCCUGCGUGCUCCGGCAUGCCAUGGAGUCCAUGCCAAUACAGUGCGGUAUUUUCGAACGCAAAACUGCGUUCGAAGUUACUACCUGCCCACAUUCCCCGGACUUCUCUAUUAUAGAGCUUGCUUCAUACGAGGAUGGCCUCGCUUCGACGAGUUUGCUGUCUAUCGGUGAUGGCUCUGCGUGCUUCGGCGUGCCAUGGAGAGUGACAGUCUGGGCGGAUGGGGACAGCAUUCCUCCUGGCGGCGGCGCCAGGAGGAUUCAAAAGCAGUCCAGGUCACAACCUCGCUGCAGAUCACUACCACAAACUGUGAUAGUGAUCGUACAAACUCAACUUUCCCUGAGGACGUAUCCUCAGGGAUAUAUCAAAUGUGCAAGAACAGAAGUGGCUGCUCUCAGAGCUCCCUGCUGUUCACGCAAACUCGGUGUUAGACCAACCACGGUUGACCCAACCCGUUACUGAUUCGUGUCCACCAUAACACAAUCACGCAUCCCGACUUCAGUCGAAGCCGGGGUACGCGUAUACAUAUACUGUCGCACACCCGCGCACGUAUAGCGCACCUCAUUCCUGCUGCCUGGCGGCAGGAAGAUCCGCCCUCCCCCCUCUCUCCGGAGAGUUCCUCUCUUUUAUGUGUCUGGUUUGGGCCCUCGUCGUCAGCGAUAGCGAACUGCUGGCGCCGCCGGGUCUCUUCCAUUCACUUCCGUUUCUCAGACGAGUCUAGAGCUAGCAUUCGCGCUAACGCUGGGCUUGUGCGGCCCUGGCCAAUGGGUGGUGGACUUCGUGUCUAUUGUCUUUGUUCAGGUGGCGGCGAGGGGUGAUGAUCUUCGUGAUCUCACUCUUCGUCCGUUGUUCCGCUCAAUUUUUGGAAUCCCUCGCUCUCUUUCGUGGAGAACAAUGUCUUUCUCUGGUUCCACGCCGUGAUACAUGUGGACGGGAAAAGUUAUUUACUUGUAUGUGUGUACUUUCAGUCACAAAUAAAUUUAUUGCCACCAAAGUU
Messenger RNA from Stereum hirsutum FP-91666 SS1, 1423 nucleotides. RefSeq lists its product as uncharacterized. Lineage: Eukaryota; Fungi; Basidiomycota; Agaricomycetes; Russulales; Stereaceae. The annotation marks the transcript as partial. The transcript has 2 exons. The record is from RefSeq and is a predicted model, not a curated record.